Messenger RNA from Venturia canescens, 2091 nucleotides. RefSeq lists its product as uncharacterized. Gene Ontology annotation, biological process: DNA replication. Lineage: Eukaryota; Metazoa; Arthropoda; Insecta; Hymenoptera; Ichneumonidae. The transcript has 3 exons. The coding region runs from base 1 to 2091 and encodes 696 amino acids. The record is from RefSeq and is a predicted model, not a curated record. Gene Ontology annotation, molecular function: DNA binding; nucleotide binding; DNA-directed DNA polymerase activity.
AUGGGACAUUUCGCAUGGAUUAAAAAUCUAUCGCAGUUAGUGAGCAAGCAGCUGAAUGCGCACAACGGUCGAAAAUACAUCUGUGAUCGAUGCCUUCAUUAUUUUUCAUCUCAUGAGAAGCUCCAAUCACAUGAGGUGGAUUGUGGCGAGAUGAACGAUUGCGUGAUUCUGCUGCCUAAUGCACAUGACAAAUGGUUGGAAUUCAAGAACGUGAAUCGAAAGGAGCUUCUACCGUUCAUCGUGUAUGCCGACCUCGAGUGCAUUUUGAAAAAAACCACGGCUGAAGAUAUGGACCGCAAUAAAUAUCAACAUCACCAAGUCUUCAGCGUGGGAUACUACGUCAACUGCUCGUAUGACGAAUCAUUGUCAGGGUAUCACACACAUCGGGGCGAGGACUGCGUUCAAUGGUUCGUACGUAGAUUAGAACAAUUGGCGAAACAAGUAGCAACCAUUUUAUAUACCAUCAUUCCGAUGAAAGAAUUGACUCCACAAGAGUGGCGAAAAUUCCGAGAAAAUACGGAAUGUUAUAUCUGUGAGAAACCAUUCGUACUGGGUGAUAUUCGAGUACGCGAUCAUUGUCAUUUAACAGGCAAAUUCAGAGUUCCAGCGCAUCAAGACUGUAAUUUAAAAUAUCAAGAGUCUUUCUUCAUCCCCAUAGUUUUCCAUAAUUUGUCGGGCUACGAUGCUCAUUUUAUCAUCAAAGAAGUAGCUACGGCGUUCAAGGGGAAAACUGAUUUAUUACCUAUAACGAAAGAAAAGUAUAUUUCUUUUUCGAAAACCGUUAUAACUUCGAAAGAUCAUAGAAAAAAUAUUAAGUUGCGCUUCAUUGAUUCAUAUAAAUUUCUGAACACAAGUCUUGAUAAAUUAGCAUCUUUCUUGACUCCUGAUCAACUCACGGUUUUAAAAUAUGAAUUCCGAGAUACCGAUAAUUUCAAUCUGUUAACGCGAAAAGGUGUAUUCCCAUACGAGUACAUCGAUAGCUUUGACAGACUGGAGGAAACGGCACUUCCACCGCGAGCAUCAUUCUAUAGUUCUUUAACCGAUUCAACGGUAUCGGAAAAUGAGUACGCUCAUGCUUUGACCGUUUGGGAGCGAUUUUCCACUCAAACACUUGGAGAAUACAGUGAUUUAUAUUUAAAAACCGAUGUUUUAUUGCUAGCUGACAUUUUUGAAAAUUUUCGUAACACCUGUUUGAAAAGUUACGGUCUCGAUCCCGCAUAUUAUUAUACACUUCCUGGAUAUACCUGGGAUGCAAUGAUGCGAUACACAAAGAUCAGAUUCGAAUUGCUCACAGAUAUUGACAUGAUCUUAUUUAUGGAAAGAGGCAUUCGUGGAGGUCUAAGCCAAUGCAGUGGUAGAUAUGCCCGCGCCAAUAAUAAAUACAUGCCAUCUUAUGAUCCGUCGGAACCGUCUACGUAUUUAAUGUAUUAUGACGUUAAUAAUUUAUAUGGAUGGGCAAUGAGCCAAGCAUUGCCCUACGAUCAGUUCGAAUUUAUUGAAAAUGUUGAAAAUUUCGAUGUCGAAUCAAUUCCAUUGAAUGGUACACAUGGUUAUCUGCUUGAGGUCGAUUUGGAAUAUACAGAAGAACUACAUGAUAUCCAUAGUGAUUUACCAUUCUGUCCGACGCAUGAAAAACCUCCGGGUAAACAGCAGGAGAAGCUCAUUGCCUCAAAUAAUCUUAGUAAAUACGAUACAAGUGACUACCCUAUAGAUAAUAAAUACGGUAUACCGCUAGUUAAUAAAAAAGUACCCGGUCUCAUGAAAGAUGAGAAUAACGGGGCUAUUAUGACCGAAUUCGUCGGACUUAGGUCAAAAAUGUAUGCAACACGAGUUGUAGGUAAGAAUGAUGUAAAAAAAGCAAAGGGUGUUAAUAGUAAUGUUGUAGCGCGAACUAUAACUUUUGACGACUACACUAAAUGUUUAAAUGAGGAAAUUGAGAUGAAGCGCACUCAAUCUUCGAUAAGGUCCACAUUACACAAUGUAUAUACUAUUAAGGAAACAAAAAUAGCUCUAAGUCCGUAUGACGAUAAGCGGUACAUUAUUCCUGGCGCAGUGAAUACUUUGCCAUGGGGUCACCGUGACAUACCGUAA